UGACAGGUAGCCCACAAUUAGCCCCUUCGGGAUAAUUAGCGAAUUGACGAUUGCCCAUAAGCAGGCUGUGAUUAAAGGACCCUACAUAUUCAAUUCCGCCUCCGUGGCCCCCGGUAACAGAUACGUUACCAAUGAAAAGCAUGGAUUGGUUUCACUGCAACCAGUGUUUCCGCCAAGAUGGGGCUGACUUCUGCAUCACCAGCUGUGGACACCUCUUCUGCCGGAAAUGCUUUACCGCAGAUAAAUGUGCCAUUUGUGGUGCCACCUGCAAGUAUCUCUGUCUCGCCAGUAAUAUGAAACCCCAAGAAAAGAUCUUUUUCAAGAGCCCAGUGGAAACAGCCCUCAAAUAUCUGGCCCACAUCUCCCAGGUGUGGGGUUUCCAGCGGGCGCAGACCGAGCGGCUGCUCUCGUUCUACAAGGACCGGGUGUCCCAGGCGGAGAGGUCCUUGCAGGAGGCGCGCCAGAAACUCUCCACUUGCGACAGAGAGUUAGAGGCGCUGAGGGAGGAGAACAAGGAGCUGAAGAAAUAUCUGAGCAUCCUCAAGGCCUCGCCCCGCCGAUGCCCGGGCCACGGGUGCUCGCAGUGGUGGGAGGGGAAGGCAUGUUCAUAG
This is a messenger RNA of Pelodiscus sinensis (Chinese soft-shelled turtle), 611 nucleotides long. The record is from RefSeq and is a predicted model, not a curated record. Lineage: Eukaryota; Metazoa; Chordata; Testudines; Trionychidae.